Molecule: messenger RNA, 1728 nt
Organism: Zophobas morio
Lineage: Eukaryota; Metazoa; Arthropoda; Insecta; Coleoptera; Tenebrionidae
Product: suppressor of cytokine signaling 2-like
Exons: 2
Coding region: 299-1060 (253 amino acids)
Biological process (GO): phosphatidylinositol phosphate biosynthetic process; intracellular signal transduction
Cellular component (GO): phosphatidylinositol 3-kinase complex
Molecular function (GO): 1-phosphatidylinositol-3-kinase regulator activity
Source: RefSeq, a predicted model, not a curated record
CGUCGAUCGGACACUGUCGUCGGCGCUUUGCUCGCACACAUCUCGCAUUCAGGCGGCAGCCGUAGCAGAGAGCAGUAGUGCUUGAUCAAUAACAUAACCUAAAAAUUGUAACAAAAGUCUGAAGUUGGCCUAGACUGGAACAAUCGCAGUGUGCUGUAUGAAAUUAUGUGCACGAGUGGUGUUUGGUGCGAUUAUCGGACUAGUGUUGGAAGUGUCUCCAGUGCCUUUAUGGAUUACCCACGAUGUUGAUGGUGUCCUUAAGGAUUAGAUUAGACCGAAGACUGACCGGGCAUGGCAUAUGCCUGCAAUGUUAGGCUGUAGCACCGCAUGCCCCAAUUGCAAGCACCAGUUCACGUGCUGCGCCCCGGUGCCGCCAUGCUGCGCCUCCCGGAGGUCCGUGGCCCUGUCCGGCGGCGGCAUCAUGGCCGCGCUGCCGCCAUGUCCGUCCCCGCAGGUGUCGCCCAGCGAGCCGCUCGCCUUCGUCCUGCCGCCGCUCGCUGUUGCCCCGCCGCCGCCCGCUGCCGGCCCCGAGACGGAGCUGGCUCGGCUCGCGGCCACCGUCAGGGCUCUGGACCUAUCCGGCUGGUACUACGAGGCCCUCACGCACGACCGCAGCGACGAGCUGCUAAAAGACACUAAAGUGGGGACGUUCCUGGUGCGUAACUCGGCCGACCCGCGCUACACGUUCACGUUGAGUGUGCAGACGGACGGGGGCCCCAAGUCCGUCAGACUGUUGUUCGCCAACGGGUGCUUCCGGCUGCACGCGCAGCCGCACCUGCAGGCCGCGAUGCCGCUGUUCCCCGGGGUGCUGGAGCUGGUGCAGCACUACGCGCGCCGGAAGAAGGACGCGCAGGUGUGGGUGGACCCGCAGGGCAAGUGCAUGAGCUCGAUGCUGCUGGACCGGCCGCUGCGCAAGGCGGGGCGGCCGCCCUCGCUCAAGCACCUGGCGCGGCUGGCCAUCAACAGGCACCUGGGGGACGCGUCCAAAGUGCGGAUCGUGAGGCUGGAACUGCCGACGUCGCUCUCGGCGUACUUGACGGAGUACCCGUACUCCCUCUAGUGGCACCAAAGACUGGUCGGUACCUUCUACAUACCGACGUUCAGGGAACACCAUUCAAGUAUUCUAAACGCGUAGAUAGGGUAACUAAUUAGUAUCUCUGAUCGAUACUGGCAGGUUCUGUUUGUUAAUCGAAGCGACUCGACGGAUGCGUGUAAGCCAUAUUGGCUGCGUAGCGGAAUUGUUAUAUAAGAAUAUUUUGUUAUAUAUUUUUGUAAAAAAAAAAAACUGAAAAGUGGCAAGCCGCGCCAAAAAAAAACUAUAUGUAAUCCUAUUUAUUUCCUAUAGCUCUAAGCAUCGUCACAUUAUCCACAAUUUCUAUUGUACUUUCUUUGUAAUCUAAAUAUGUUUUGUACGAGACCUGGGGUCGGACGAAUCGUAUAUAUGAACAAUCGGUGGCCUAACGCCGACCCUGGACGAUCAUCCGUUUAGAAUAGUGAAACUAGUCUUGAUCGUUUCGCGUCACACAACAAAGCAGUCAUUGUUUUAGUUUUUUUAACAUGCAAGUUUGAGAUUAACAAGCAGGAUGAUAACGUUGUACUCUGAAUUCUGAAUGUAUUUAUAUUUUGAUGUAAACAUGAAAAGAAUGACUCGAGUGUUUGUAUGUGUUUUAGUUAAUUGAAAGAUUGUAUUUAUUUCUCUAGGAAAUUAUUAAAUUAUUUAUUAUUAAA